AUGCUUAGGCCUCGCCGCAAACGCACGACAUAUCGUCCUCUGGAAGUCGUCCAGCAAACGCUGAGGGAUCCGGCCAUUGCCGCCCCCGCGCUCCCUCCAGGCACGCCUUUCCCCUGUGGCGUCCGCUUUGCAAAGACGAUUAUUGGUGACGCUAAAGGCAACCUUCUUUUCGAGUUCCCAAAGACGAAAGUUGCAUGCAAUCUGCCUACCAGCCACCUCUCGCCGCCGUCCUCGAUUCCCCGCAAACCACGAUCAAUCAUCCAAGGGACCGCCAUCGACAAGAGUGUGCCCUUCUCUUCUUAUAGCUUCAUCGAGUCGACAGCACUGGCCAGGCUUUCUGCCAGUGAUGUGAAAUAUCUGGAGAGCGAGGGAUGCUUCAAGAUUCCCCACAGACCUCAUCUGGACAACUUCGUCCGCGAGUAUUUCCUCCAUGUCCACUCGUGCAUGCCUGUGGUGGAUGAGGCCGACAUGUGGCUGUCGUAUGAGCAGGAAGCAGGGAGACCCAAAAUACCCCUCCUGCUAUUUCAGGCCAUGCUCUUCGCGGCGUCCAGGUUUGUACCCCUCCCCAGUCUCCAGGCCAGUGGCUUCGAUGGUUCCCACGAGGCCAGCGAAGUCCUCCACCGCCGUGCUUCACUCCUCCUCCAGUUCAAAACAGAGACCGACCAUGGGGUCCGGACCCAAGCUGCCUUGUUAUUAUCGCUCCAAUCAACAGCCCUCGACAUGUAUACGAACAGCUCCUUCUUAUCAAUGGCGAUUCAGUCCGCCCAAGCGAGUCGAUUGCAGCUUUACGGGACUCUUCCAGGCUUGACACUGGACGAGCGCCAACGCAAAAAGCGACUCUUCUGGUGUGUGAUUGUGCGGGAUAGGACAAUUGCACUUGCCAUGCGCCGACCUCUACAGGUUACACCAGAUGCUUUUGAUCCCUACCAAGACCCGCUAACAGAGCAAGACAUGGAGCCCGAGAUGAAGGGGUCUAGUGUGUAUGACAUGGCUACAAAGCAUGAUCUCAUGAAGAUCUUUGUUAUCCACUGCCAGCUUGCGGCUGCGCUUACCUCGACAGUGAUGAUAACGUGCUCUCGAAAUAAUACGCCCAUUCCGGCACUCCCAUCGCAUGAAGAUCUACGCGGAGCCCUUGUGGCUUUGGACCUCUGCACGCAUGAUCUAAAGAUGUGGCUGGACAAAGCAGAGCCACAGCUGCAAUCCAUAGCAUCUGCCACCGCGAACCGUAGCAAUUUCAUAACAGUAUGCGUGGAUCUCCAGUGGAUGUACUAUCAGUCAGUUGCCCAACUCCGGAAACGCUUAACUAGGACAGAUAACUUAUUCUUCUUUAGCAGCGCGCAUAUGGCCUUGAGCCAUUUCAUCAUUUUCAUGUCCAGCAUGAGCACCCAUGCCCCCAAGCCUGAUGGGAUGUCGGGUGUGGGAAUGAGCAUGAGCAACCUGAUGGGCUCCUUUGCAGGCCUUAAGGAUGUACUCAGGAGGCUGGUGAUGUCAAAUCAGGCCGGUCUCCUGCCUAUCAGUGCAGUAGCCUAUACCGCAUGGCCGCUAUUACUCGCAUCUCUCGAUGUUCAGCUGUCCAAGAGCCAGAGCCAGAAGCGAACUCGCAUGCCCGAGCUCUGGGUCUUUGAAGAAGCGAUGAGACAAUACAAACAACAGUUCCUGGUUACCCAGUUUCUCACAGACGUCAUUGACCGGUUGCUGCGGCUUUCAAAGGGCGAACUGGACGAGACUCGCAAGAAUCCACAUGACAUCGCGCAGCCGGAGGGUCAGAAUCAACCACAAGAAUGGAGCGAGCUCUACUGGCAAACUCCGCACCUAUAUUUCAAGGUCCUUUUCUCGUUGGACUAUGCCAUGUCUUCGGGAAAGCUGCCAUCGAAAGAAGAAUAUCCGGAUUGGUCGCCUGCCCAACUGGGCCCUCAACCUCCACCCUCGCAAUCGUCUCGGCUUACACCGCUGGCAACCUAUCAUACUAGCCUUUGCGUAUACCAGUGCCUUGAGCCGGCCCCGUUCCCUGUCUUGCCCGAGCAGUCUGCAUAUGAGGGGUGGAACCUGGACAAUUACAAUGAGACAGGCCGAUUCUGUCAGCCUCUUCUGAGCGAGUCGGUAUUUGGCGAAGAGCCUGACGCGGCCAAGAAAGACAAUGAAUGCACUGAUAUGACCAGUAUGAGCCCAUCUGAUCUGUGGGAGGCAGCGGUUUGUACUGGGUCUGGGUCUGGGUCUGACAACGAUCAAGCCAUCACCGAGACCCUCUUGUACAUGCUCCAAUAUUCAUGCCCCGCGAUAGGAUGA
This is a messenger RNA of Aspergillus calidoustus, 2286 nucleotides long. The record is from the annotation of a GenBank genome assembly. Lineage: Eukaryota; Fungi; Ascomycota; Eurotiomycetes; Eurotiales; Aspergillaceae.